Cladocopium goreaui is the source of this 1171-nucleotide messenger RNA. Lineage: Eukaryota; Dinophyceae; Suessiales; Symbiodiniaceae. The record is from the annotation of a GenBank genome assembly.
AUGGGCCAUGAGACCUCUGGAAGCUUGUGCAACUUGUGCAGAUACCUGGAUUGGGGACCAGAUUCAAUUGCAGCAAGCUGCAGCUGCUGGAGAUUCGCUUGUUGGAUUGGACUCGCAAAGCUGGAAAAGGCGAGUGCAAGAACCGAUGGAUCGAAAGGGAAAGAGCGCAUAAAAGCCCAACAAAAUAAGGGAAAGCUUUCGACUCCUGCGAAACCUCUGAAACCUUGGUAUUUGAUUUUGGCCUAUGAUGGCACCGAUUUCGCUGGCUGGCAGAGACAAGCCGAGGGAGUGCGCACACUGCAAGGGGAAGUGGAAAAGGCUUUGUCAUUGGUCUUUCGGGUGGAGGUGCGAACUGUAGGAGCGUCUCGCACUGACAGUGGUGUUCAUGCCAGAGGUCAGGUUUGCCACUUCGAGGCCCCUGAGAUUUCAGACCGAAGCGACGCAAAGGUGGACCACGUGGACCACGUGGACUUCGUGGACCACGAAACUCUGCUGCGCCGACUCCGUCUGACCCUGCCAGCUGCAAUUUUUGCUGUGAAGCUUGGUGCAGCUCCAGUGAACUUUCACUCCCGCUUGAGCUCAGUCAAGAAGAAUUAUUCAUAUCGUCUUUCAACUAUGCAUGUGAUGCCAUUCCAAGCUAGGCAAUGUUGGACUUGUGGAGAACUGGAUCUUGAAGCAAUGCAUGCUGCCAUCAACGUCCUUCACAAUAAGCAUAUGGACUACAUCGCUUUCACAACGGGUGAGAACGAGCCAGACUACCACGGACCUGUCACGAAAAGUGUGCAGCUAUCCAUGAAGAUUGAUGGAGACAUAAUAUGUCUUUCAGCUUCAUCAGAUCGCUUCCUCUACAAAAUGGUGAGACGAAUUGUUGGUGCAUUAGUUGAAGUUGGCAAAGGCAGACUAUCACCAAACGACAUAGCAACCGCCUCGAGACAACAAAUCCCCACAGCUCCGCCAGUGGGCUUAAGCCUGGACGAAGUCGUCUAUCCAAGCGAUGUUCAGAGGCUUCUGGCAUCUUGCAAGUAGCACAAAGAUGCACAAAGAUGCAAAAAGAUGCAAAAAGAUGCAAAAAGCACGUUGAAACUCAGGCUGCCAUCAAGCGCCAUCAAGCGCCAUCAAGCGCCAUCAAGCGCCAUCAAGCGCCAUCAAGCGCCAUUAUUUGCAAAGUGAC